AUGACAACCUUAACCAUACCUCCUACGAUACCAUCCCCUCGUGAAGAUGCUAAAAAGUUGCACAAAGCUUUCAAAGGUCUUGGGUGUGACACAACAAGGGUUAUUCAAAUCCUUGCUCACAGGAAUUCAGAACAACGUUCCCUUAUUCAACAAGAGUAUGAAACUACCUAUUCUGAACCACUUUCCAAACGUUUAUCUUCAGAGAUUCGUGGCCAUCUCAAGAAAGCAUUGUUACUUUGGUUGCAUGAUCCACCAACAAGAGAUGCUAAAAUAACAAGGAGUGCAUUAACUUCAUCGGUUGUUGAUAAUCAAGCAACUACAGAAAUAAUAUGUUCUCGUACACCAUCACAAUUAAGGAGAUUAAAAGAAGUUUAUCUCUCAAAUUAUCAUUCUCCUCUUGAGCGUGACAUUGAAAAUCAAACUAGUGGUGAUCAUAAGAAGUUGUUGCUUGGAUAUAUAACUACACCACGUUAUGAAGGCCCAGAAUUUGAUCAUCUAAUGGUAGAAGAAGAUGCUAAACAACUAUAUAAAUCUGGGGAGAAGAAAAUAGGAACUGAUGAGAAAACGUUUAUAAGAAUCUUUACUGAAAGAAGUACUACACAUUUAGCUGCAGUUAGUUCUGCAUACACUGCCUCAUUUGGAAACUCAUUAGAUAAGGCAAUAAAGAGUGAAACAUCUGGAUCUUUUAUGCGAGGUUUAUUGACCAUACUUAGAUGUGCAACUGACUCUAACAUGUACUUUGCUAAGCUUUUGCGCAAGUCAAUGAAGGGCAUUGGAACUGAUGAUCGUAGACUAAUUAGGGUAAUUGUGACAAGGACUGAGAUUGACAUGGUGCAUAUAAAAGCAGCAUAUUAUAGUCAAUAUGGAAAACCAUUAACACAUGCAGUUCGUUCAGAUACAAGUGGACAUUAUGAAGACUUUCUUAUCCAUCUCUUAGGUACUGAUUAUUAG
Messenger RNA from Lathyrus oleraceus (garden pea), 951 nucleotides. RefSeq names its product annexin D5. Gene Ontology annotation, molecular function: calcium ion binding; calcium-dependent phospholipid binding; phosphatidylserine binding. The coding region runs from base 1 to 951 and encodes 316 amino acids. Lineage: Eukaryota; Viridiplantae; Streptophyta; Magnoliopsida; Fabales; Fabaceae. Gene Ontology annotation, biological process: response to salt stress; response to cold; response to water deprivation. Gene Ontology annotation, cellular component: plasma membrane; cytoplasm. The record is from RefSeq and is a predicted model, not a curated record. The transcript has 6 exons.